This is a messenger RNA of Emiliania huxleyi CCMP1516, 1365 nucleotides long. RefSeq lists its product as hypothetical. Lineage: Eukaryota; Haptophyta; Isochrysidales; Noelaerhabdaceae. Gene Ontology annotation, cellular component: anaphase-promoting complex. Gene Ontology annotation, molecular function: protein binding; anaphase-promoting complex binding; ubiquitin ligase activator activity. Gene Ontology annotation, biological process: anaphase-promoting complex-dependent catabolic process; positive regulation of anaphase-promoting complex-dependent catabolic process; positive regulation of ubiquitin protein ligase activity. The coding region runs from base 72 to 1163 and encodes 363 amino acids. The record is from RefSeq and is a predicted model, not a curated record. The transcript has 5 exons.
CAUCGCGACGCUGCGAGCGAGAGUCUGCCGCCAGGCCGCCCGCCUGCGCCGAGCCGCCCGCGCGAUCACAUAUGUCGUCAGCCAGCUCCUCCUCAUUCUUCAUCGACCCCGUCGUCGCUCAUUCGCCGCGGCAAAAAAAGCGGCAGGCGCCGCGCUCGGACACUCCGCCGACCGAGUCUCGAGGGCUUGGCGAUCGCUUUGUGCCGCAGCGCUCCGCGAUGGACCUGGACGUGUCCAACUUUGAGCUGACGCGCGGCUCACGCGACGGGCAUGGCGGCGUCAACGCGUCGCCCGCCAAGGAGGAGUACAAGAAAGUGCUCGCGGCAAAGCUUUUUGGCGGGAGUGCGACCAACAAGGUCCUCUCCUUCAACGCGAAGCCGCCGCCGCCGCGGGAGGACCACCAGUCAUCGCUGCGCGUGCUCUUCACCCGCAACCGCGACGCCGGCCUGCUGCCCAAGAAGUACUCGCGCCACAUCCCUCAGGCGCCCGAGCGGAUCCUCGACGCGCCAGAGCUGCUCGACGACUACUACCUGAACCUGCUCGACUGGAACGAGCGCAACGUGCUGGCGGUGGCGCUGGGCGACUCGAUCUACCUGUGGAACGCCUCGGACGGCUCCAUCCAGCAGCUCAUGCAGACGAGCGGCGACAACUCGCACGUGACCUCGCUCGCGUGGGUGCAGGACGGGCCGGGGGGCGAGGGGCGGUACAUGGCGGUCAGGCUGGAGCAGCACCGCGCCGCCGUCAAGGCCCUCGCGUGGUGCCCGUGGCAGCGGAACCUGCUCGCCUCGGGCGGAGGCACCGCCGACCGGAUGAUUCGCUUCUGGAACUCGUCGACCGGCGCGUGCCUCAACGCGGUCGACACGCACUCGCAGGUCUGCGCGCUUCAGUGGGCGAAGCACGACCGCGAGCUCGUCUCGUCGCACGGCUACUCGCACAACCAGCUCAUCCUGUGGAAGUACCCGUCGAUGGUCAAGGUGGCCGAGCUGACGGGGCACACCUCGCGCGUGCUCCACAUGGCGCAGUCGCCCGACGGCACCACCGUCGUCACCGCCGCGGCCGACGAGACGCUCCGCUUCUGGAAGAUCCUCUCGGGCGGCGAGGCGUCCAAGAAGGAGCGAGCCGCCGCAAAGGAGUCGAUCCUCAACUCGAUGACCAUCAGGUAGCCGGCGCCGCGUCAGCACGGGACCCUAUACCUUGUCUGUCAUGUGUGUGUGCGCCGCGUCGUUGGGAAGGGGGAGGGCUCGGGGGCCUCGCCUUGUACGUGGUGUGUGUAGUCUUCUCAGCCAGAGCCUCUGUCCAUGUCGAUUGUCGUGUCGUCGCUUUUGCACUUUGUCGCUGGAUAAUCCCGCGAUAUCCUGAAACACA